Linum trigynum is the source of this 2734-nucleotide messenger RNA. NCBI's taxonomy places the organism in Eukaryota, Viridiplantae, Streptophyta, Magnoliopsida, Malpighiales, Linaceae. The record is from the annotation of a GenBank genome assembly.
GUGGUACUUGGUUCAGGUUCGGAAAACCAGACUCUGAUACCACUUGUCAUAACUGGGCAGCCAUUUAGUACGAUAUUGUCCGCUUUGGGUCAAGCUCGCAAGGUUUUAAUCUUGGAUGUCCUCUCCAAAAGGCAUCGUACUAAUGAGUUUGGUGAACACUAAUAUACAAGAGUUCAUUCCCUUGUAUUUCCGAUGUGGUACUUGGAUUGUGCCGUAACAAAUACCUUAGUCUGACCAAACACUAAUUCUAUUAAAAUGUGCUUACUCAUCGUUAAGCACUAAGUGUCUAAAAAGGUAGUGGAAAAAUAUUAUGCAGAGAAUUCCGAAAUUACAAAGGAUCAAACCCACUUAAGUAAUGUUCCAACAUAAAACUUGCAUGAAGUCCUCCAUCCUAAUAAGAGUACAGAGUGAAAAUAAAUUAUGUAGGUGCGGGAGCGAAUCAAGUCAGUAACUCUUAUGGUGAGUAACCAUUAAUAACAUGUUCACGUCUGCAUGACAUCAGCAUCCCCUUCUCCUGGAAAGUCUUUUAUAUUUUCCCCUUUAAUCUUUAACGAACGAUUUCUCUAUCGUUUUAAGUCAAAAUUUAAAUUUUUGUGCACAUAUAGAUCAGAUUAAAUGUGCUCUUUAAAAUGAUAUCCACUUUGAUAUAUUUUUAGUACAAAAAAUUCAAUAAUUUUUUACCAGUCAUUACCAUAUGGUAUGCUCAUAUUUAAUACCAUAUGGUAAAAAAAACGUACCAUGAUGGUAUGGACAUACCAAUAUGGUAAGAAAGUUGAAUACAUGAUAGUAGAAGUAUACUAACUAUCAUUUACGACUUUCAUCAUUGUUUACCACAAGUUACCACCCACAUACCAUAGUGGUAAAAUAUGGUAAUUUUUUGUCCAGUAUUUUUUCACCCAGAAAUUUGUAGAUCCAAUAGAUCAUGAUGAACUCGUUCCUUCUGAGCAAACGUUUUCAAAAACGACUUAAAAACGAAGAAGUUACCAUAUGGUAUGUAGUUGGUAAAAAAAGGUUUCUCGAAAUAUAUUGAAAAUUGAUCUCAUUUUGUAGAGCACAACGAACUCGUUCCAUGUGUGCAAAAAAAAAAAUUUGAAAUCCGAGUUAAAACGAAGAAGUAAGAUCCGAUUAUGAAAACUAGGGAAAAUAAAAUGUCUUUAAUUGACAACCCUUAGAUCUGAAUUUUCUGGGCCCACUUAAAUGUAAGGCCCCGUUUAGUAUCGAUUUGUGGUUGUUGUGGUUGCAGUGGUGUUGUGUAAACAGAUGUACAACCACAACAGGAAAAAAAUAGAAAACACAAACCUGUUUAGUUGAUAAUCUGAAAAAUAAUGAAAGCAGACAACAAGAAACAAAAACGCGUUCAGUUACUACUAUUAGAACUAAAACCAGAAAAGAGAGGAGGCGGCGAUGGGGGGAAAGGAUUCGCAGUCGGCGGCGGGGAAUCUAGAGGAGGUGGCGGGAGGAAAGAGAGGCGACGUGAAUCGAGAGGAGGAGGCGACAGGGGAAAAGGCAGGCGGCGGGGGGAAAGGAUUCGAAGUCGGCAGCGGGGGAAAGGGAGGCGACGGGAAUCGAGAGGAGGAGGCGGCAGGGGUUGCGAGGUCGGGCGACAGGGCAAAGGGAGGCGGCGGGGCAAAGGGACGAAAUCGGCGGCGAGGGGGGAGAUGGACGAUAUCGGCGGCCUGGGUCUCGAGAGGAAGAAGUUGAGAGAGGGAGGGAGCUGUUGGGAGGCGGGUUUGGGAGAAAAUUAGGGUAGGGUUGGCCGACUAGGGUUUGGAGGUGGGUUUGUGAGUUAAAAAAAAAAAGAGAAAAUUUUUGCUUUAGGUGGGAUUCGAAUUGAGGGUUGUUUUAAUGAAAACAAACGGGAAUCCCGUGUAAAACAUGUAGAAGAAUCAAAUUCAAAACAAUAAAUUGUUGUUUCUCAAAUUUGGGCCCUGUUGUGCAAAUCUGAUUCACAACAAAAAAUAGAAACCAAACUAAACAUGUUUUUUUUUCUUUCUUGGUUUUCCAAUCUUGAAAAACACAACAGAAAACAAAAACAGACAACAAUACUAAACGGGGCUUAAAGAUCCAGAUUUAGUUACUAAUAGAUCAGUAGGUGCGGAUCCUUCCUCUACUUACCUCAGUGAUGAUGACAUUUUGAACAACAUUUGUGUCUCUCUCCGAGUACCCUGAGUGUUCCUGAUCUUCCGUAGCUCCUGACUACGCGGGUCACGUGAGUAAGUACUAAUCCUAGUUUGUUAUAACAACGAGAAAAUCAUUCUUGUACUCUUAGUCAAAUGCAAAUUCUCGUGUAAUGCUUAAUACAUCAUCUUAUAUAUUCAUUUUGAUUACUUAUUCCGAAAGGGGCUUCAGAAUUCGACUUAGCUGACAGUGGGCAACGGGUACCCAAUCUCAUUCGAAGAGUAAUCUCCAUCCCAUGUCCCAAACCCGUACGGGUUAACGGGUACCCAUUACCCAUACGGGACGGAUAACGAGUACCCGACGAAUAACGGGUAUCCAUAUUACCCGUAAAUACCCGUCCAAUCCGACCAACUUCCACCUUAGACCUCUUUUUUUUUUUUUUAAGGGUGAACUUUUAUUAGAACUGAAAAAACUUUGCAAUUACAAGCUAGAACAGGAAAAUAAUUCCCAAGUUGCAGUCGCAACCUAACAAGCCAUUACCAGUAGCAAAAUGUCUUGGCCAAACAUAGAAGUUCCACAAGUUUAAAGUAAAGAAAAAUAAACAUACAUUACCAAA